Molecule: messenger RNA, 1250 nt
Organism: Pomacea canaliculata
Lineage: Eukaryota; Metazoa; Mollusca; Gastropoda; Architaenioglossa; Ampullariidae
Exons: 4
Coding region: 423-980 (185 amino acids)
Cellular component (GO): membrane
Source: RefSeq, a predicted model, not a curated record
UUUAUGCACACGAGCAAAACAGUCCAAAAUCUGGAACUGAGUGAACAAGAAGACUGUGAUUGACUUGCAAUUAUUGUGUUAAAAAUUCACUAGGGCGGAACACUGUAUUUGUUGUAGCAACGGGGCGAGGGGUAAGAACUCUUUUUAAAUCGAACGGAUAAACAGAACUGCAUGAUAUUCGCUAGGUGCCAAAGUCGCUUUGUGCUAAAUGUUAUUUUGCCAGAAGAGGGUGUGUCUUUGUCUCGGCAGGUAAAAACAAGGUGUAAAGCCACUCUUGCCUGUAUACGCCCGAGGGAGCUGAAGUGCCGAGGCAGUGCACUGAAUCUUCUUGCAUCGAGUGAGCAGACCUCGCACGUGAGCUACAACCUUCCAUCGCCGCGGUCCACCUUCUGGGAAGAACCUGAGCAGCAUAUUUGCCGAAGAUGACUCUGCGCACCAGUUUUAUGUCAGCUUCGCUGUUUAACAAGUUGUCUUUCAUCUUUGCCAUCAUCGCCAUGUUUUGCGCUUGGAUUUCCUUCUGCUUGCCGACAUGGGGCUACAACAACGACUCCCGGUCAUCAGGGGUCAUGGGUUACGGACUGUGGAGAGAAUGCGGCAAAGGGGCUUUGUCGUCGGGCUGCUCAGACAUCAGUGGAACGAAUCUGGACUGGUAUGGGGUGGUGCAAGCAAUGGCCAGCCUGGGCUUCAUCGGCGUGAAUCUGGCCCUGGUGCUGGUCGUCCUGCAGAUCUUUGUGGACAAGUGCAAGGGCGCGCGGGAGAUCGCCUUUUGGAACUUCGUGCAGUGUGUUAUCACAGCUGUCUGCUACCUGAUAGCAGUCAUCAUCUUCGGCAGCAAGUACAGAAGUGCACUAAGAUCAAACAUCUCGGACAGACCGGAGUUCGGCUAUGCGUUUGGACUCGCCGUCGUCGCCUUGGCAAUCAACGGCAUCGCCGUGGCUGUUCUUCAGUUCAUGGAGGGAAGGAGUGCAGCAAAGAGCUAAACACGAAUAUGGAAGAACCGCUGGGAAAAGUGUUUACAAAAGAGCAUUUCUGGAAUAUGGAGCAUUCAACAUAAGAAUACAAAGCAUGAACAGUUAGUAAGCGAUAAUAGUAAAGACAGGGUACUUGAGAGCAUGACAGACUUCUAUACAGUAAUAGAUAUAACAACCUUAGAACAGGCGGAUACAGGAGCGAGCGACACACACACACACACACGUGCACACAGACUUAUUAAAUAAAGGUAAACUAAAUAAAAAAAUUUAAUUAGUUAA